Messenger RNA from Raphanus sativus (radish), 984 nucleotides. RefSeq names its product ras-related protein RABD2b. NCBI's taxonomy places the organism in Eukaryota, Viridiplantae, Streptophyta, Magnoliopsida, Brassicales, Brassicaceae. The coding region runs from base 164 to 772 and encodes 202 amino acids. The transcript is spliced from 8 exons. The record is from RefSeq and is a predicted model, not a curated record. Gene Ontology annotation, molecular function: GTPase activity; GTP binding.
AAAGGAUAAAUAAAUAAAUAACCAAAAAACAUUCACCAUUUAGGUCUCUCCCUCUCUCGUCUCCCCUCUCGUCCGACGAAGAAGAUCGCUGAGAGAUUACUACCGCCGGAUUUCCGUUUACCGCGAGAUUCUCUUUGGAUACGUUGGAGAUCGAUCUACAACCAUGAAUCCCGAAUAUGACUAUCUGUUCAAGCUUUUGCUUAUUGGUGACUCUGGUGUUGGCAAAUCUUGCUUGCUUCUAAGGUUUGCUGAUGAUUCUUACCUGGAUAGCUACAUCAGUACCAUUGGUGUUGACUUUAAAAUCCGCACAGUUGAACAAGACGGAAAGACAAUCAAACUCCAGAUCUGGGACACAGCAGGCCAAGAACGUUUCAGGACUAUCACCAGUAGCUACUACAGAGGAGCUCAUGGGAUCAUUGUCACCUAUGACGUCACGGACCAAGAGAGCUUCAACAACGUCAAACAAUGGCUGAAUGAAAUCGACCGUUACGCCAGUGAGAAUGUGAACAAGCUACUGGUUGGGAACAAAAACGAUCUCACAUCGCAGAAGGUUGUAUCCACUGAAACAGCUCAGGCUUUUGCAGAUGAACUUGGGAUCCCUUUCUUGGAAACAAGUGCCAAAAAUGCAACCAAUGUUGAAGAAGCUUUCAUGGCCAUGACUGCUGCUAUUAAGACCAGAAUGGCUAGCCAACCAGCUGGAGGUGCCAAGCCACCGACGGUCAAUAUUCGCGGACAGCCAGUGAACCAGCAAUCAGGCUGUUGCUCAUCUUGAUUCUAUUAGUCUCAAGAAGUCUAUUUGGAUCAUAACACACCAUUAUAAUCAUUUGUUUGCAUUGCAUGUAAGACUUCUCCAAUUGACAACUUUCUUUUCCUUCCGUUUUAUAGCUUUUCUCUUCUUUUUCUGAUGUAUUUCGAAGUUUGAAACCCAUAAAUUCUAUAGUGAAAGACCAUUUAUGCAAAUAAAGCAGACAAACCUUUUCUAAA